Messenger RNA from Monosiga brevicollis MX1, 4551 nucleotides. RefSeq lists its product as uncharacterized. Gene Ontology annotation, molecular function: ATP binding; protein binding; protein kinase activity. The transcript is spliced from 26 exons. NCBI's taxonomy places the organism in Eukaryota, Choanoflagellata, Craspedida, Salpingoecidae. Gene Ontology annotation, cellular component: cytoplasm. The record is from RefSeq and is a predicted model, not a curated record. Gene Ontology annotation, biological process: protein phosphorylation. Bases 1 to 4551 code for a protein of 1516 amino acids.
AUGGGUGGAGGGAUGUCCGUGCUGGGUCUGGGAUCUAAAGGCUGGUUCAGGCUGGAUGCUGACCAUUACCCGGUGUUGGUCUGCUACUCGGUGGCCGCGAGCAUGGAAAAUUACCAUGUUCUUGAGCUCGUCGGCACUGGAUCCUUCGGCAAGGUCUACAAGGGUCGUCGUCGUGGGGGACUCGAGCUUGUUGCCCUCAAAUUCAUCUCAAUACGCGGUCGCAACGACCGCGAGCUCGCUCUGCUCCAGGAUGAGAUUGAGAUUAUGAAAACCCUUGAUCAUCCUCACAUCAUCAAGCUUCACGAAGCCAUCACGACCAAAGAUGAACUGGCAAGACCCCUCAUCGUUGCAACCGACUAUGCGGCCGGUGAGCUCUAUCAAGUCCUCGAAGAUGAUCGUACGCUGCCCAUUGAAGAGAUUCACAGCAUCAGUCAACAGCUGAUCUCAGCCCUCCGGUACCUUCAUGACCAUCGCAUCAUUCACCGCGACCUCAAGCCCCAGAACGUGCUUCUUGGCAAAAAUGGCCUCUGCAUGCUCUGUGACUUUGGCUUUGCUCGCGCCAUGUCCUUCAACACCCUCGUGGUGACCAGCAUCAAAGGCACACCACUCUACAUGAGUCCUGAGCUUGUCCGCGAAGAGCCUUACGAUCAUCGUUCCGAUCUAUGGGGCUUGGGCUGCAUCUUAUAUGAAUUGUGCGUGGGAGAGCCCCCGUUCUACACCAAUAAUAUCUUUGAUCUCGUCAAGAUGAUUACGCAGCAGCCCGUGACAUUUCCUUCCAACGUGGAUCCGGAUUUCAAGGAUAUGUUGCAAGGCCUCCUGAUUAAAGUGCCACACAAGCGCUUGGGCUGGCCGCACUUGAGCACGCACCGCUUCCUGGUGGGCCGCCGUAACAUUCACAACAUUCCUUACGAACCUGCGCUCAACAACGUGGUUCGACCAAAGACAUCGGGUAUUGAGAGCCUGGGCCCCCCAACCCCGGACCACCGUGCUUCGCUGCGUCCCAUCGCCACAGCUCCAUCACACGGCCGACACAGCACCAGCCCAUCGGCACCCGGGACCAAGUCGAACCUUCCAAAGGCUGGCCUGAGCCCUCGACAUUUACGUCUGCCUGCCUCCGUCUCAUCGCCAGAGCCCAAGGCGAGUCCUCGCCACGACUCUGCGCGCCAGCGCCGACGCGAGCAACGCGUGCACGAGUCAAGUCAUCGACCUGUGACAGAAGGCUCGGUGCGCCUUGAAUCUGCUCAACACGAGCUUCAUGGCUCGCUGAGCGCCAGUGCUCAGGCGCGCCCAACCCAGCCACGAGCCCCGCAGACUGCCCCCUCCCAGCAAGUAGAGCCGACGUCAAACAUGGAUUCGACCCUCGGCGAUGCCGGCAUGCGCACCUACACAGCGCCUGCGGGAGCAUUGAAACGCGAAGAGCGCUUCUAUCACAGCGCUGCCAACUCGCCAACAAACAGCAUUCGAGACUCCAGAACUAGCGACACCAGUGCUGUUCACUUUCCAGCACGCUGGGCUUCAGACGAGCUUGACGAUGAAGACGACGAGAGCAAUGACAGCAUCAAUCAAGAAGCGACCAUGGAGUCGGAGGAGAGGGAAGAUACAAAGAGACGCAACUCUCGCAGCCAAAUCCCCCACACUUCCCGUCAGCAUGACGAGGAGCAGCAGAACUUUGAGGACAGCGACCCGGCAGAUCACUCCAUUGUGGUGGCGUCGACCGAAUCCCUGCCCCGCCCUGCGGCAGAACAAGCACGCACCGGUGGCGCACCAACAAUGGAGGCCAGUGCCUCGGAGCGUGUCACACGGGCCACCACCGCCACUGACCUGCAUGCAUCCAACGCAGCUCGCCUGGCACCCAACUCAAACGCAACAAAUACUGAAUCGCGCUUGCGACACAUGCGAGACCAGUUGCAGGCAGCGCGCACUAUUGACGCAGUUUCAAGCGACGUGCCCAGGAGCUUAGAUGAUACUCUCACCGGAGGAGGUGAUGAUGAUAUGGUGCGCCUCUCUCUCAACUCAGCUGUGACCGCCCUGAGCGGCUUGACAACCAUGUUGCGCGACCAAGACGACGCCUCGGUAUCCAUUCAGCCUGUCCAGGAGUCAGACGCCAACUCCGAAGGCGUCUUAGAGGUCCUUACCCAAGCCAUUCAUCAAGCCCUGGACGAGCUUCCACAGCUUGCAGCCAUGGCUCCUAUUCUCAAUGAGGUUACCAACGUCAUUUCCAUGCUGCAGGACGCAACAAUUGUUGGAGCACUGGCACCCCUCGUGAUCAAAAUAUCCGAUGCCAUUGUGCAGCAAGCAACAAUGCUCUUGUCUACACAUGGACAACUGGAUGAGGAGGCCGUCAGCGCCUGCUGCUGCACGCUGGAGCUCUUGCUUGAACUUGGCAACUUGAGCGCCACCGAUGCGACAGCGGCGCUCGUCUUGCUCGAAUGCUUGGCUCCUCAUCAAGAAUUAAUGUCGUCGCUCAUGCGCUUGCUCCAAGGAAUGGCCGUGGAUGACGACGCAUACGCCUGGACGCUGCAAGCUUUGGUGGCGUUUGUCCAUCAGCCAAGUUGGUCCAUUCAGGGCGAACCCGAGCUUGGGUUUUAUAGCCGCGUUAUGCAGCAGCUUCAACAGCUGCGGCACGUCUUUUUCAAGCGUGCUGGCGCCGAAAACCUGUAUAGUCUGCUGUUGGCUGAACCCAGUUUGGCCACCUUCCAGAUUUUGUUGCAAGGUCUCCGCAUCAAGGCCCCUGCAGCCUGUCAAGCUGUGCUCGCGCACAUUCCCCUCCUCCAUGAUACCAUCACGGCAUCGAAGGACCCCGUGUUGAGCUCGAUGGGUGCUCUACUGCUGACACAAUUACUGCGGCUACCCGUGGCGAUGCGCACGGCGGAUGGCACCAACUUGUUUGCGAUAUUCGAGCAAGAAGCGUCUUCCAUUGGUCGGCGCACGGCGCAGGCGUGCGCAGACGCAGCUCGCCUUUGCACGUCUGUCACAAGAAUGCUAAGAGAGGAUCCUGCCAACUUUGACCCGCUGGGACCCUGCGCGGUAGCUAUGGCCGAAGCCUGCUGCCUGUGUUCCUUCUGGACCACGCUGGUGGAACACGGCACGCCGGUGCCGACCGGCUCGGAUCGCGAGCUGGUCCGAGGGGCAUUGGAACUGCUUGCUGCGCUUGCUGUGGCCCCACCUGAUGUGGUGGAAGCGGUACAAGCUUGUGCCGUGGAUUUAGAUGGCGAUGGUCUAAUGGGCUUGGCUGCCAAUACCCGGUUGCAAGUCUCCUAUGGUGUCUUCGACAUGUGUGUAGCUGCAGUGACCGGGUCUUUGCGGCGAUUGGGCCUGGAGGCCUUUCCGGCUGAUCUCGACCCGGAGGCCUUGUGGACCCUGACGCUUGAGUUUGACCGUUUGGACCAAGUGCUGAUGACGCCUUGUAGCGCUGCAUUGUCGCUGCGUCUAUUGGCCGACUUGCGAACGGCGCCCCCGCGCUGGUGGCCGAGCAAACUUGCUAAUGUUGAGGAUCGAGACGCGGCGUGGCUGGAUGCCGUGAAGGCCUGGUUCGAGCAUACUUUGAGUGAGGCUGUUGUUUUCCAGGCUGAGCAACGCCUGAAUAUGCUGGCCCAUGCUGCUUCGGCCAUUGCCACGCUGCGCCCCGCUGUUGAAGCUUGGCUCACGGCCAUUUCCUCGGCGAGUAAGAUCAAGCUUGUGGAGACGUGCACGUAUUGGGCGCGCGUGUUGCUUCAGGAUGGUUGUCAAGCACCAUUGGUGGCCUUGCUCGAGCUCUUGCUGCACCUUUGUGUGGUCGAUGAUGAUGUUGGCGUGGCUGCCUUGGACCAUUUACAGAGCUCGCCCGAGGUCUGCGUUUAUGCUUUUCGUGAGACGGCCUCGAAAACCCUGUUGGCAGAUAUGAUGACGUGGCUCUCGCGACUCAUGCGGACGUCUGGCAAGCACUGCUUUGCUGUGGACAAGCUGCGUGUGUUUCCAGAGGUGGUGAGAUGCCUGCGACACGAGAGUGCAACUUUGCGGGCACGAGCUUGCAAUGUGCUUGGCAAUGCUUAUCGCCACUCUGCCUUCUUCUACGAUGAGUCGGAGAGGUUGGGAGUGGCGUCGAGUUUGAUCUCUCUGUUGACGGACCAGCACCCGGACGUGCUCAAGUUCUCCGCGUUUGCCAUUGGCAAUUUAGCCUUUCACAGCGACCAAUUUGUGCACCGCCUGUCUGCGGCCAUUCCCCACCUUGUCCGCCUGCUGUCCUCCGAACAAGACCGCACCAUUUCAAAUGCCGCGGGUGCUCUUGGUAACCUUGGCCGUAAUUCAGAUGUCUUGGAUCAUGUGUUCGCCGCGGCUAAGGCAUCCGACGCGUUGUUGAGUGUGAUGGAACAACCAGAACUGACAGAGCAGACGCUGCGCGUCAUCCUUUUUACACUUGGUACAUUAGCCAAGUGGCCAGAUGGACUUGCUGAUUUGACGGCGCGACAAGCACAUGCCCGUGUGGCUCGCACGAUCAAGCAUCGAGCCGGACUCCAAGCAACUACGCAGCAAUACGCGCAGCGGCUCCUGAGCCGCGUGAAGCCUCAGUAA